Molecule: messenger RNA, 354 nt
Organism: Lodderomyces pseudojiufengensis
Lineage: Eukaryota; Fungi; Ascomycota; Pichiomycetes; Serinales; Debaryomycetaceae
Product: mRNA splicing protein
Exons: 1
Coding region: 1-354 (117 amino acids)
Biological process (GO): mRNA splicing, via spliceosome
Cellular component (GO): U1 snRNP; catalytic step 2 spliceosome
Molecular function (GO): RNA binding
Source: RefSeq, a predicted model, not a curated record
AUGAAAUCAUUGAUAGGUAAACAAGUAGUAGUAAGGUUAAAAUGGAAUAAAACAGAAUAUAAAGGACAAUUGAUGUCAACAGAUAAUUAUCUAAACUUACAAUUGGAUGACACAUACGAAAUAAUCUACGAUAAAGAUGAUAACAAGAGAGAAGAAUUGAUUGGUAGUAUAUUCAUUAGAUGUAAUAAUGUUCUAUUUAUACGAGAAUUUAUCAAUAGCGAUGGUAGUAAAGUUAUACCGAAAGGUCCAAGAGCAACAACUGAAACGACCGCUACUGAGUCUACAUCGGUUGAUACAGAUGGGAAUGUUGAAAAGAAGACUGAGGUCGUUGAAGAAGUAGAAAUGAAGGAGUAA